Molecule: messenger RNA, 3326 nt
Organism: Hibiscus syriacus
Lineage: Eukaryota; Viridiplantae; Streptophyta; Magnoliopsida; Malvales; Malvaceae
Product: kinesin-like protein KIN-5B
Exons: 24
Coding region: 25-3177 (1050 amino acids)
Biological process (GO): microtubule-based movement
Molecular function (GO): ATP binding; microtubule binding; plus-end-directed microtubule motor activity
Source: RefSeq, a predicted model, not a curated record
CAAAACAAAAACAACGAAGAAACGAUGUCGCUCACUCCAGAUCAGUUUAGAAAAACUGCGAUGGGAGGAUUAAUACCAUCUCCGUCUCCUUUCCUCACUCCCCGCCCUGAACGACGUCGUCCUGAUUCUAGAGGAACUGAUUGGCUCUCUAAUCGCCAAGAUAGGGAUAAAGAGGUUAAUGUCCAAGUGCUUCUUAGAUGCAGGCCGUUAAGCGAGGAUGAGCAGAGGACGAAUGUUCCGAGAGUGAUUUCGUGUAAUGAACUUAAAAGGGAAGUUACCGUUUUGCAAAAUGUAGCUAACAAGCAAGUAGACAGAGUUUUCACUUUUGACAAGGUUUUCGGCCCCAAGUCCCAGCAAAGAACAAUAUAUGAUCAAGCUAUUGCCCCAAUUGUUAAUGAAGUACUUGAUGGUUUCAACUGUACUGUCUUUGCCUAUGGACAGACUGGCACUGGCAAAACAUAUACAAUGGAGGGUGGGAUGAGAAACAUGGGUGGGGACUUGCCUGCUGAGGCCGGUGUUAUUCCAAGAGCAGUGAGACAAAUAUUUGAUACCUUAGAGGCCCAAAAUGCUGAUUAUAGCAUGAAAGUUACAUUUUUGGAGCUUUACAAUGAGGAGAUAACUGAUUUGCUGGCUCCUGAUGAGAGUCCAAGAUAUGCUGAAGAUAGGCAAAGAAAACCAAUCUCUUUGAUGGAAGACGGAAAGGGUUCUGUUAUUAUGAGAGGUCUAGAAGAAGAAGCUGUAUACUCUGCUAAUGAAAUCUACACUAUCUUGGAACGUGGAGCGGCCAAAAGACGUACUGCCGAUACCUUGUUAAACAAGCGCAGCAGCCGUUCUCAUUCUGUGUUUUCCAUCACCAUCCACAUUAAAGAAACGGCUGUGGGAGAUGAGGAAAUGAUAAAAUGCGGCAAGCUUAAUCUGGUCGAUUUGGCAGGGUCUGAGAAUAUUUCUCGUUCAGGUGCUCGAGAGGGUCGUGCAAGGGAAGCAGGAGAGAUUAACAAGAGCUUACUUACCCUUGGCCGUGUCAUAAGUGCACUUGUGGAGCAUUCAGCUCAUAUACCAUACAGGGAUAGUAAGCUGACAAGGCUCUUGAGAGAUUCUUUGGGAGGGAAAACAAAGACCUGCAUUAUUGCUACAAUAUCUCCAUCUUCUCAUUCUUUAGAAGAAACAUUGAGCACCUUAGAUUAUGCCUAUCGGGCUAAGAAUAUAAAAAAUAGGCCAGAGGCAAACCAGAAAAUGUCCAAGGCUGUGUUGCUUAAAGAUCUGUACUUGGAAAUUGAGAAAAAGAAAGAAGAUGUUCGAGCAGCUAGGGACAAGAACGGCGUUUACAUCCCACAUGAAAGAUUUCUCCAAGAAGAAGCCGAAAAGAAGGCAAGGAUGGAGAAGAUAGAGCAACUCGAGAAUGAUCUCAACCUUAGUGAGAAGCAAGCUAAGAAUUAUCAUGAGCUGUAUCUCACUGAGCAAGACCAAAGAUUUGACUUAGAAAGUGACCUGAAGGAUUGCAAGAUAAAUAUCGAAAAGAAUAGGAAAGAAUUGCUUAAUCUUCAAGAGAAUCACAGGGUAGCCAUCCAGACACUGAAAGAAAAGGAAUUCAUCAUCUCCAAACUGCUAUGCUCAGAAAAUUCUUUGAUCGAAAGGGCAAAAGAGUUACGUACUGAUUUGCAACAUGCAUCAGAGGACAUAAAUUCACUUUUUACAAAACUAGAUGAUAAGGACAAGAUGGAAGCAGAAAAUCGAAGCAUUGUUUUAACGUUUGGUUCUCAGCUCAACCAGCAUCUACAAGAUUUGCACAAGACCAUCCUGGGCUCCGUUUCUCUUCAGCAGCAACAACUGAGAAGCAUGGAAGAGCAUGCUCAUUCAUUUAUUGCCAGUAAAUGUGAUGCAACCAAAGCCUUGGAAUCUAAGGUUCAGAGUAUGACAGAGACAUAUGCAUCAGGAGUUGCAACAAUGAAGGAACUUGCCAACAAAAUCCAAAGGAACGCUUCCUCCGACAUGGAGGAAAUGCAUUUUUCAUUUUCAUCUCAAAUAGAAGCCAUUGAGAAAUUCCUUGUCACUGUGGUGAUGGAAGCCAAAGAGGUUCUUGAGGAUCUCCAGAAUUCUCUUAAUGAACAAAAGGAGUUAUUGGUUUCUGCCGCUCGACAACAAGAAGAGGGAUUGCACCGCAACUUGAUUUCAGCACAAGAAAUAUCCAAGGCAACAUUUCAUUUUCUGACUGACAUCAAUAAUCAAACUUCCAAAUUCAUGACAACCCUUGAGGAAAUCGAAACCAAGAAAUCUCUGCAAAUAACAAAUUUCGAAAACAGAUUCAAGGAAGAAGCUGCUAGUGAGGAAACGCAGGCUAUGGAAAAGAUUGCAGCAAUAUUAGCAACUUUGACAUCUAAUAGAAAUGCUAUGGUCUCGGAGGCAUCAGGACGCAUGAAGGACUCGAAUAUUCAAGAUAAUAAAAUAUUGCAGCGGAAGAUGUCCAUGCUGCAACAGGUUUCAGCAGAUGUUGGGAAGGAAAUGUGCAAGUAUAUAAAAAAGGUGGAAACUCAUUUUGUGGAAGACAGCUUCUCAGCGGCUGAAUCUGCAAGCAUUAUGGAAGAUGGCCUUCAAGAAUGCUCGAAAAGAGUUAAUGUUUCUAGGCAACAGUGGGAAAAUGCUAAGACAUGCAUAAAUGAACUUAAUGCAAGCAGCCUUGCAGAGGUUAAAUCUAGUGUUAGUGUAAAUAUCAGAAGAAAUAAUGCAGCACAUGAAGAACUUUUAUCCGUAAUAUCCUUGACGGAUGCAGAGUUUGGCACUAGAACUGGAGAUAUAGUGGCUGCAAUCAAUGAUUCACAACUUCAUGACCAUGAAUGUAAGAAGAAAAUAGACUCCGUUACAAACAGUUGCGUAGAUCAACUAAAAACAGUGCAAGAAAAGCAUGGUGAAAGCAUUUCGUAUAUCAGAAGUGAAGCCGAGAAAUGCCUCACAAAAGACUACUUGGCUGAUCAGCAUACAAAGCCGAAGAAGCGAGACAUAGUCGUGCCCAGCUUAGUAUCAAUCGAAGGGAUGAGGACGCCAACGGCCUUCGAAGAUGACGAAGGAGAAGAAAACAACUUGGAGAAGAACAGAUCAAAAUGGGGCAACAAUGAGAGUAAAAUCCAGCAGCAUGUUACAAGUUUGUCGCCCAAUAGAACUCCUUUCACCGAUGUCAAUUGAUUAGGACAAUACUAAAUACUUGUACGGAUGUUGUAGAAACUCUCAUCUGCUGAUGAGUACAUAACUCCCUUGUGCCUUUAGGACGGACUCACAAAUAUGCUCUUUCAAUGCUAUACUAGUUAUUAGUAGGCAUCAGAUAUAACAACCAU